AUGUGCACACGGUGCCCCACAGAAGGAGGGCGGUGCUGGGUGCGGAACCGGGCCCCCGGCGCUGGGGGCGGAGCGGAGUUCGGGCGCUGGGGGCGGAGGCGGGCCCCCGAGCGCUGGGGGCGGAGCCGGGCCCGGGAGCUGGGGGCGGAGCCGGGUUCGGGCGCUGGGGGCCGAGCCGGGCCCCGGGGCACAGGAGGCGGAGCCGGGCCCCGGGGCGCUGGGGGCCCUUCGGGUUCGGGCCAACAAAGAACCGCCCGGAUACCCACGCCCACGGCUGGGCCUGCUGGUCUCUCCGUGCUUCUGUCGGACACAGUGUUCACCUCCCCCUGGUGCCCCGGCUGGCCUAUCUCCUGUCGGGUGGAGUUGCCGGGCUGCCACCUGCUAACGAAGAGGAUGUGUCACCCAUACCUGCUGCUGGAAUUUCUCCCCGGGCAGAGAUUACAUUCUGUGAUGCUCCAAGGACAGUGGUGCUCCAAGGACAAAGGACGACCCUGCCUGAAAAAGUUUCAGCUUUUCACCCCCUACCGGACUCUUUAAUUGCCCUCCCUGCCAUGUUGCGAUGGUUAUGAAAUUCCUGAGCCCACCUGGGUGACGGGACCUGUCCCAAAUAAGGAAAGGAAUCUGCCCUGUCCCACUUUCACACUAUAGAAGGAAGGUAUAUGUGCCUCGACCAAUCAAUAAACGAAAUUUUCACCUUGGACCAUUCCUUUGUUUUCUGGCUGAUCAAUAGCACAUGUUCAGGCUCAACUCUCCCAGACUGCUAGGAAGUCGGCCUGCUGUUCUGGCAGCGACCCUUCCCUCUAACAAAUUCUACCUUCUUUACAUUCUGCCUUAUGUCUGGAAAUUCUUUUCCAACUGGCGUUUGGACCAUGAUACAUUCUAUUAUAGGUUAUUACAAGAUAAUAAAAUUCACUGUGCUAUAUAGUAAA
This is a messenger RNA of Eubalaena glacialis (North Atlantic right whale), 929 nucleotides long. RefSeq names its product collagen alpha-1(I) chain-like. The transcript is spliced from 4 exons. Lineage: Eukaryota; Metazoa; Chordata; Mammalia; Artiodactyla; Balaenidae. The record is from RefSeq and is a predicted model, not a curated record. The coding region runs from base 1 to 537 and encodes 178 amino acids.